Molecule: messenger RNA, 3209 nt
Organism: Phytophthora infestans T30-4
Lineage: Eukaryota; Oomycota; Peronosporomycetes; Peronosporales; Peronosporaceae
Exons: 2
Coding region: 18-3209 (1063 amino acids)
Biological process (GO): negative regulation of G1/S transition of mitotic cell cycle; cell differentiation; regulation of transcription by RNA polymerase II
Cellular component (GO): nucleus; transcription regulator complex; chromatin
Molecular function (GO): RNA polymerase II transcription regulatory region sequence-specific DNA binding
Source: RefSeq, a predicted model, not a curated record
GCCCUUGAAGCCUCAAAAUGGCGGGAACGCUGAGUCGCUUCUUCGCGUCGGCGUCGGACUCUGGGGCGUUCGCGAGCAUCCGCGGCGAUGCGCUGCUGUUGCAGACCUCACAGACUUUAUACGAGCAGAUAUUGCCGUCCGCGCCAGUCAUCGGCUUGGACGAGAGCAAUGCGCGUAGCAAGGAGAGCGAACCGGACAAGAUUUGGGCCUUAGUGGCCGUUGUGGCCACGGGGAUGACGCAGGAGAUCAAACAAGAGCAAGUCGAAGAAGAGCAAUGCUCUACAACUGUACAGAACAAACUGGAGUGGCAUCUAGUGGAUUUACUGGCCGAGGCUGGUGUGGGAUUGCAGGAAUUCCUGCUCUACUUGACGAGUCUCUUCAACCGUCUGCUCUUGGAACCGGAGCUUCUAACAGCCACUACUCUACUUAAAGAGGAGUUUACUAUAGCCACCCUUCUGUUCGAGAAGUACCGUGUGCUCUGGGAUACACUUGUACCCAAGCAGAGAACGCAGUCGCUAUUUCCUAACGAUCCCGAGCCAGAGAGCGAUACUGAGCUAAAUACCGAGCUGCACACACGUACACGACACCGGAAACUCUUUGAAGGAGGCUGGUUGCUGUUCCUAUUAGCCAAAAGAAGACUAGACGCGCACUAUUCGGGUCUAGGACAACUGUACAACUUGCUAUUAGCCACGCUACAUUUGGUUCUUGCUAGUGCGCAAGCGUCUCAAGCCUCAGUGGAAGCUGAAGUAGCAGCAGCGUUAAGUGCCAUGGGCGCACUGGGAGAAGGCAAGGCGUCGCCCGUCAAGUCGGGUGCAGGAGUAAAGACGAGUGCUCAGCUUCUGGAAGCUCUCUGCGCCGCUCCAAAAGUGGAUCCAGCCGAUGUUUCACGCGCAUCGGAACAUCUGGGUUUAGUGUUACAACAACUGCGAGAUGAGCAAGUGUUACAGAAACCAGAAGACGAGCAUACAGUGCUCAGUGUGACGCUGUUUAGUGACGAAGUGCUGGAAGCGAAUGUUACGAGAUUGGCGGACAAAUACAAGACAGACUACUUGGAUGGAUGUGGCAAAUUAGACGAAACAUUCUUUCUAAAUGCUCGUGUUCGACGUACUAUCAUGGGAGCAAAUGUUACACAAGCGGAUAGUGGAGACAACUCGGUUGAUUUGACGGGUGCAAGUCGCAGUACUGCACACGCGAUGCUGUCUCCUGUACGGCGCAAUAUGCUGGCUCGACGACGCGAUAGUAAUCCUACUACACCAGCUACAAGAGGAAUGAUGACCCCACCUCGUCAUCGCCAGCAGUUCUUCCCACCUAACUCGCCCUUGACGCAUUCCUGGCACUGGCAAGGCUCGCCUCGUUAUGGAGCAAGUCCAAGACCCUCCCCGGGGUCGAUGCGUACGCCGGUAACUGCAGCAGUGGAGACGAAUAACUGGGUACGGGAGACGUUGUCUAGCACUAUGUUGACGCCUGUUACUCCGCAACUUCGAAGGUUUUUCUCGGAUUGUACAGUGGAUCCAACGCAGCGAAUCACACGAGUGUUACGUGAACAUUCGGAGUUGCUAUUAGCAGCACGGACUACCGGUAGAGUAACCGCGGGGAGAGUGCGUUUUACUGCUACAUUGAUGGUGGACGAGCAGGAGGAUACAGACGAGAAUGAGAGUGCACGGAACAUAUCGUUCUCAUCUGGUGUGGACGAUAGUUUGAAGCGUACGAAGAAUCUGACGAUUGUGCUGUUUUACCGAGUUCUUGAGCCAUUGUUACAGUCUGAACGCGAGAGACUACGUACCAAUGACUUCUCCAAGCUACUGAACAACGAUGUCUUCCUGGCCGCCUUGUUUGCGUGCAGUGCUGAAGUGGUUCUCAAAGCACAUUCUCUUAUCACGAUCUCGUAUCCAUUCUUAUUGGAACAUUUGCAUGUGAAUGCUUUCCACUUUGUUACGACAAGUGAAAGUUUCGUCAAAUACGCACCGAAGCUGCCGUCAGCGCUGAAAAAACACAUGGGCGAUGUGAAGAACCGUAUUCUGGACUCAGCCGUGUGGAAAUCCGACUCAGCGCUGUACCAGCUCCUCAGUUCGACAACUUCUGCUCCCAAUACGCCAAGUUUGACGGAUCGGUUGAGCCGAGACGGAUCUGCUACGUCUAGUCCAGCGGGUCAUGCACCCGUGCUUCGUCUGUUCUACCGGAAGGUGUUAUCUCGCGCAGCCUCCAGGAUUUAUCAGCUCUGCAACUUAUUGGGACUGGAUUCGACCGAUCAGAACCAGAUCUGGACUGCUGUGAAGGAAUGUAUCACGUCACACCAGUACUUAUUGAAAGACCGUCAUCUGGACUUGAUAGUGCUGUGCAAUAUUUAUGCAGUGUGCAAGGUUUCACGUGGGCCGAAUAUUUCUCAAGCAGCCGCAACAAUGUCUUUUAAGCGGUUACUGACAUGUUACAAACAACUGAAUCGACAGACGCCUGGCAACGGUGAAGGGGUGAUUGAUGGUAUUCUUCUGGAAGACGAAAAGUCUCGUGGAAACAUUAUCAAGUUCUACAAUCGUUGUUACAUUACACCGAUGAAGGUGUUUAUCCUUCAAUUCCAGUGUCACGAGUCUCAAAUGGCUGCAGCUGAUGCUGUUGUGGCUCAAGCUUCUGGAGUGUCUCAGACACUCGUGCCAGGCUUCACUCCUAGGAGAGAAAGUAGCAACGGAAAUUUGGGGUUGACUGCCUCUACUUCCGAUGCUGAAAGUAUCGCCCGAGCAGCGUCUGAAGCUGUUCAAAAGCUCUUCCGAACACCAAACAACUUCAGCUCAAAUGACAGAAACAGUGCACUUCCAAGCACACCACCACGUCCUAGUCGUCGCGGAAUUCGAUCGCCUUUUGUGUCGUCUCCGGCGGUAGCAGCACUGCAAAUGUUUACCUCAGCUGAGGUGCUAGCACUACCGGUAUCGAUGAACCAGACGUCACCCAAACGCGUCAAGUCUUCGAAUGUGUUCAUGUCUCCACUACAACAAGUUCGUUUGGAUCGACGUUCCGAAUUGACGCCGCGCUCGCAUGCUUUGUACGCAAUUGGCGAGAGCCCCGCACGGGAUCUGGCGUUAAUUAACCGCGCGGUGAACACGGCACCUGCAAACUUAAGGCGAGCUCGUGCACCGAAUCUUGUCAUGGAUAGCGACACUGAACAAGACGUCACUGAUGCCACUCCAAUCCGCAAGAAACAGAAAACGGCAUCAUAG